Messenger RNA from Sphaeroforma arctica JP610, 156 nucleotides. RefSeq lists its product as hypothetical. Lineage: Eukaryota; Ichthyosporea; Ichthyophonida. The record is from RefSeq and is a predicted model, not a curated record. The annotation marks the transcript as partial. The transcript has a single exon.
AUGGUUGUAGACACCCGCAUAGCGCUGAACAAGGAGAAUCCUGGUCUGCACCGCGACGAGGUGGCCCAGUACGAGUCUUCGCAGAAGGUCACUCCGGAGAUGUUUGAUGCCGUGAGUUAUUACUUUCCCUACGCAUACGGUGCUUACAAGAGUAAG